Messenger RNA from Enhydra lutris kenyoni (northern sea otter), 5529 nucleotides. Its product is annotated as ubiquitin protein ligase E3B. The coding region runs from base 264 to 3518 and encodes 1084 amino acids. Gene Ontology annotation, biological process: ubiquitin-dependent protein catabolic process; protein polyubiquitination. Lineage: Eukaryota; Metazoa; Chordata; Mammalia; Carnivora; Mustelidae. Gene Ontology annotation, molecular function: protein binding; ubiquitin protein ligase activity. The record is from RefSeq and is a predicted model, not a curated record. The transcript has 28 exons.
UCGAUCCUCGGCUGCUGCCCCGGGUCUGCCUAAGCUCGAAGGUAUUGGGCUGAGGCGGCGGUAGCUGCGGCCCCGACCCCGAGCGAGGGGGCUUCGAGCGGAUAAAGGUCUACGGCCUGCGGGGAGCGAGUGGGAACAGAAAAGACAAGCUCCUCUGAAGCGAGAAGCUGCCCUCAGCUGUGAGUCCUUGACAACAUCACUAAUGAUUACCUGGCAUUUCUGUAUCACAGGCAGGUCCUCAGGGUUUGUGCAAGUUUGCAAAUAUGUUCACCGUUUCUCAGACCUCGAGAGCAUGGUUCAUUGAUAGGGCCCGUCAGGCCCGAGAGGAAAGGCUCGUGCAGAAGGAGCGGGAACGGGCAGCCGUUGAGAUUCAGGCCCAUGUUCGGAGUUUCCUGUGUCGGAGCCGGCUGCAGAAAGAAAUCAGGAGAGAGAUCGAUGAGUUUUUUAAAGCAGAUGAUGCUGAGUCCAGUAAAAAAAGUGCACUUUGUAUUUUUAAGAUUGCCAGGAAACUGCUGUUCCUGUUCAGAAUUAAAGAGGAUAAUGAGAGAUUCGAGAAGUUGUGUCGCUACAUCCUGAGCAGCAUGGAUGCUGAGAAUGAGCCCAAGGUGUGGUAUGUGUCCCUGGCCCUUUCCAAGGAUCUCACCCUCCUGUGGAUUAAACAGAUCAAACACAUUCUUUGGUGUUGCUGUGAGUUUCUUGAGCAGCUCAAGCCUGAAAUUUUACAGGACUCCAGACUCGUCACGCUGUACCUCACGAUGCUCGUCACCUUCACAGACACUUCAACAUGGAAAAUUCUCCGUGGGAAAGGGGAGAGUCUUCGGCCAGCCAUGAACCACAUUUGUGCAAACAUCAUGGGACAUCUCAACCAGUGUGGGUUUUAUUCUGUGCUUCAGGUACUGUUAACCCGUGGCCUGGCGAGACCCCGGCCUUGUCUGUCCAAAGGCACUUUAACUGCAACCUUUUCUCUAGCGCUGCGCCCUGUGAUUGCCGCACAAUUUUCAGACAAUCUGAUUCAGCCAUUCCUCAUCCACGUCAUGUCUGUACCUGCUCUUGUGACGCAUCUCAGCACAGUGACCCCUGAGCGCCUCACUGUUUUAGAAUCUCAUGACAUGCUUCGUAAGUUCAUCACAUUUUUAAGAAAUGAAGAUCGAUGCCGUGAUGUAUGUGAAAGCUUAGAAGGAUGCCAUACACUCUGUCUAAUGGGCAACCUCCUGCACUUGGGCGCCCUCAGCCCCAGGGUGUUAGAGGAGGAGACGGACGGGUUCGUGAGUUUGCUCACCCAGAUGCUGUGCUACUGUCAGAAGUACGUGUCCCAGAAGAAGUCCAACCUGACACACUGGCACCCUGUCCUUGGCUGGUUCUCGCAGUCAGUGGACUACGGCCUUAACGAGUCCAUGCCCUUGAUCACCAAGCAGCUGCAGUUCCUGUGGGGGGUGCCUCUGAUCCGGAUCUUCUUCAGUGACAUUCUGAGCAAGAAGCUGCUGGAGAACCAGGAGCCAGCCCAUGUGCAGCCAGCAUCCCCCCAGAAUGUGCUUCCUGUGAAGAAUCUCCUGAAGCGUGCGUUUCAGAAGUCUGCAUCCGUUCGGAAUAUUCUCAGGCCUGUUGGGGGUAAGCGUGUGGACUCUGCAGAGGUCCAGAAGGUCUGCAACAUCUGUGUCCUCUACCAGACCUCGUUGACAACUCUGACCCAGAUCCGCCUGCAGAUACUCACAGGUCUCACUUACCUUGAUGACCUGCUCCCCAAACUGUGGGCGUUUAUCUGUGAGCUGGGGCCCCACGGAGGGUUAAAGCUCUUCUUGGAAUGCCUCAGCAAUGAUACUGAAGAGUCCAAGCAGCUCUUGGCCAUGCUGAUGCUGUUCUGUGACUGCUCCCGGCACCUCAUCACGAUUCUUGACGACAUUGAAGUUUAUGAAGAACAGAUUUCAUUCAAACUGGAAGAGCUGGUCACCAUCUCCUCUUUCCUGAACUCCUUUGUGUUUAAGAUGAUCUGGGAUGGAAUCGUAGCUCUGACCAGCUCUAGGUGUGCGGCUCCCCCAUUCGUUUACCCCACAGAGAACGCCAAGGGGGAGACCUUGGAGCUGUUCCAGUCCGUGCACGGGUGGCUGAUGGUGCUUUAUGAGCGGGACUGCCGGCGUCGCUUCGCCCCUGAGGACCACUGGCUGCGCAAGGAUCUCAAACCUAGCGUCCUCUUCCAAGAACUGGACAAGGACCGGAAACGGGCCCAGCUGAUCCUGCAGUAUAUCCCACACGUCAUUCCCCACAAAAACAGAGUUCUCCUGUUUCGAAACAUGGUCACCAAGGAGAAGGAGAAGCUAGGGCUCGUGGAGACCAGCUCGGCCUCUCCCCACGUCACUCACAUCACUAUCCGACGGUCCCGGAUGCUGGAGGACGGCUACGAGCAGCUCCGGCAGCUCUCCCAGCAUGCCAUGAAGGGCGUCAUCCGCGUGAAGUUUGUCAAUGACCUCGGCGUGGAUGAGGCAGGUAUUGACCAGGACGGCGUAUUCAAGGAGUUCUUAGAGGAAAUCAUUAAGAGGGUGUUCGACCCGGCGCUCAAUCUAUUCAAGACAACCAGCGGGGACGAGAGGCUCUACCCCUCGCCCACGUCCUACAUUCAUGAGAACUACCUGCAACUCUUCGAGUUUGUGGGCAAGAUGCUGGGGAAGGCCGUGUACGAGGGAAUUGUGGUGGAUGUGCCCUUCGCAUCCUUCUUCCUGAGCCAGCUGCUCGGGCACCACCACAGCAUCUUCUACAGCUCUGUGGACGAGCUGCCUUCUCUGGACUCGGAGUUCUAUAAAAACCUCACCUCCAUUAAGCGCUAUGACGGGGACAUUGCUGACCUGGGCCUGACUCUGUCGUACGAUGAGGACGUCAUGGGUCAGCUUGUUUGCCAUGAACUGAUUCCUGGAGGGAAGACCAUUCCUGUUACGAAUGAAAAUAAGAUUAGCUACAUCCAUCUGAUGGCGCAUUUUCGGAUGCACACUCAAAUCAAAAACCAGACAGCUGCCCUCAUUAGCGGAUUCCGCUCCAUUAUCAAGCCCGAGUGGACCCGGAUGUUCUCAACCCCAGAGCUACAGCGUCUCAUCUCUGGUGACAAUGCUGAGAUUGAUCUGGAAGAUUUAAAGAAGCACACGGUGUACUACGGUGGCUUUCAUGGAAGUCACAGGGUCAUCAUCUGGCUCUGGGAUAUUCUGGCCUCUGACUUCACACCCGACGAGAGAGCCAUGUUUCUGAAGUUUGUGACCAGCUGCUCCAGGCCCCCGCUCCUAGGAUUCGCCUACCUCAAGCCUCCCUUCUCCAUCCGCUGUGUGGAAGUGUCAGACGAUCAGGACACGGGGGACACCCUGGGCAGUGUCCUCCGGGGCUUCUUCACCAUCCGCAAGCGGGAGCCGGGUGGCCGCCUGCCCACCUCCUCCACCUGCUUCAACCUGCUCAAGCUGCCCAACUACAGCAAGAAGAGCGCCCUCCGGGAAAAGCUGCGCUACGCCAUCAGCAUGAACACGGGCUUCGAGCUCUCCUAGCUCCCGCCCCUGCCGCCUGCCCUGGCCGGCUCCUGGGAUCCCAGGGACCUUCAGCUCCAGGGGGCAGGGUCGCUCUGGGAGUGGGUGACCCACCCGCCAAGUGACCUCUCACUCUAUAGCCAUGAGACUCCCCUGUGGCCUCAACUUCUUGGGACGCACCUGACGACUCCGUAGCGCUCUCCAGGUGACACUGAUGGGAAGGGUGUUGAGAAUAAACCUCCAGGUUCCGCCAGCGCUGGUCCUUUUCUCCUGCUUUCCGGGGUCUGAAGCCAAGGCCUAUGGUCACAGAGGGACUUCUUUUGAUAGUUUGGUUUUUUGGUGAGUCUUUUCUUUCCUGAACUUUCUGAAUGAGCUGUGCAUGAACAAGUGAGUGCCCGGAACUCCAAGGGUCCGGAGUGGUUUUCACGAUACGGUCCUGAGUGCACAGAGCCCACUAGGGCUGAGACGCUCUCCUUCCUUUUCUGAAAACUCUUUACUCAGGUAAGGCCUCACCAAGCCUCUAUGCACUUGACAAAGUCUCUGCUUCCGUCCCAUCCACAGCGGCCCCUCUGCAGACAACCAGGCCUGCCUGCUCCCCAAGGAAGCAGAGUUGCCGGCCAGGAAGGCGGCAGAGCCCAGGAAGUUCGGGGCGCUGCCCCCACCUUGAAACCACGCAUUCCACGGGCGGCAGUGCCCCCCCCACACACACACACCCAGUCUCGCCUCAGAUGCUCUGAGUCCUUAGCAGGUGGGGUUGCUUGGAGGCCCCCCACUGGCUUGAUCCCAUCUAAUGUGUUCACACUGGUGGCCUGGCUUUGGGAGAAAGUACCUCUUGGCCCUUAAGAGCAGCUCUGUUUCCAGAGGGCGCUGGCUGUUCCCCAAAGCCUGCUGAUUCCUAAGGGGAUAGCUGCCAUCCCCCUGCUUCUUUGCCCUGCUCUUGUCUUGUAAGGAACACUAUCUGAGUUACCCAGCCUGUUGGGGCAGUGGCUUCCCUCCACUGAUGGUAAAAUCCCAAGAAACUUGGGUCUUGCCCCUCAUUUUUCUUCAGCACGGGGAACGGGGACACUUUGCACUGACGGAAGCUCAAAGGGCUGAGGAAACGCUGGGCUGGGUUUUUUGGGUUUGUUUUUUUACUUCAUUUUUCUCUUCCAACCCAUUGUGCUCCUCUGCCCUUAUCAUGAGAACUUCAUUCUCGAUCCAGGGAAUUGAGACAGAGGCCGUGUCCGUGGUCUGUGUUGACAGCCAUCACCCUUGCCCCCCUCGUCAAGCUCCUUAGGCAUCCCCACCACCAAGACUGAAGCCAGGAGUGCCUGGUCCCUCUGUUCUGUGGAGCCGGCUGGGGCCUUCCAGCUUUCUACCAAGCAGCAGAACACCUUCUGGCAAAAACCUUCAUGUUGACGGCAAAGUAAGCAGGACUGCUCUCCGUGGCUUCCCUCAGAGGUUGCCGCUAGGUGCCGUGUCCCGCCCGGGCCCAAGCCUGGCUACGUGAGAGCCCCUGGGCUUCUGCAAAACAGAGUUUAUAUUUUACUUUGAUGGAAGGAUGGCAAAGAAUUUAAAGACAGGAAUUUAUUAUUAUUCAAGAUUUGUAAGUAACCUCUGAUUCUGUGGAUUUGCCACUUUAAACGCUCGACUCCUCUGAAGAUCUCUGAAUGUGUGCGCGCACGCGCGGAGCGGGCGUGCACAUUUAUGCGGGGGCCCAGAGGACUGUCGGCCCGCACGGAUGCUUCCAUCUUGACUCCGAUCACCCGCAGAUCGGCCAGCGUGCCGCUGGGGAGAGCGGAGAGCGUGGUUUCUAAGCACCGACACCAAUUUCUUUUGUUCUUUUGACGAGGAGGGGUGGUUCAUAAUUUCAUUUAAAUUGUUCUCUUCAGUAGCUGGAAAUAUUGCACUAUCUAAAACAUUGAAUCUGUGCUUUUAUGGCCGGUGUUUGUUGACACUUCGAUGGCUCUUGAUGGCUCUAAAAAGUUGUGGGGGGUUUUUUGGUUUCAUAGAUAACCUAGGGAUUAAAACGUGAUCAAAGGCUUUAUUAAAU